AACUAUGGUGUAGUACAAUUUCCGUUCUUUCAGUUUUCACUGAUGUUAAUUUAUUUCCGCACGUAGUUACGGAAAUCAUCACGUUACUACUGUAAAAUGAAUUCUAAUCCUAAAAAUAGGCGACAGAUUGACGUUAAAAUAAAAUUAGAAAUUUUAAAUGCAGUUGAUGAAGGUGGAAAAAAAAGUGAUAUAGCUAAACGUUUCGACAUCCCGGCAUCUACACUUUCGACCAUAUUAUCCAACCGGGAACAGAUUGAAAACAACGCUUCUCUGGUAGGGACAAAUCGAAAACGUGAUAGUAUGUAAAAAUGAUGACUUGGACAAGAUACUUUUUGACUGGUUAAUGGAGGCUAGGGUAUCUAACUUCAACGUCUCUGGGCCGAUUUUACAAGAAAAGGCACGCCAGGAAGCACUGGGGAUGGGAAUUGAUAAUUUCCAAGCAUCAAAUGGUUGGCCAUUAAACAAGUGUAUUCUAUGUACUUUUUCAUGUUUAGUUCCUCAUAUCGUAUUAAACAGUCAGAAAGACAGUUCUAGCCAUUUAUGUGAAGCUUUAUGAUGACUAGAAAUAUAUUGUGUGAAACCUCCAUUUAACAAACCCCUUUACAACAAACACAACAAAUUUUGGUCCCUUGAGAUUUGUUAAAUAGAGGUUUCACUGUAUUACCUAUGAGUAAAAAUAAGUUAAUAUGGUUGUUCUUGGAUAGAGUCUUAGCGAGAAUUUAUUUAGUAAAGAAUAUUUUAUUUUAGUUUUUUUGUUAGUCUCGAGCCUCAUAGCCUCCCAUGCCACCUUAUUAUAUACUUUUGUUUGUUGUUGGAUUCUACACCCACACAACAGGGAAGGGCGAAGUUGUGGAUAUCUUUUGGCUUUCCUGUAACAGUGGAGUGUAGAAGGUUUUUGUAGAUCCCCGGUAAGGUGAGGUCUAGCUGUAGGCCGGGGCUAGAAAAAAAUAGCUGCGCCACUCUGCAAGGUACAGGAGGCAAAUGGGGAUGUGGCAGUUGCGCUAGUUGUGCGUCAUCAUGGCUGUAAGCAGGAUUUAUAAAUUGAACAAGCAAGGGCUCAUAGUUAAUCUUCAAGCGGCUGAUAUCUCAUUUGACGAGGAUGACAACAUAUAUUCUUUAAGACGUAAAUUGUCUGAGCAUGUGAAAGGCGAGUCAAGGUCAAGCAGCAGUCCGCUAGAAAUUACGUCAGCUGUCCAGAAACAAAGUUUGUUGUUCAAUGUACAAAGUAAAUUUGCUUAUGAUAACGUGAACAGCGUAACUUUUUUACGUGGAGGGUGAGCUGCUGACAUUGUUCAAUUUUGUCUAGAAGAAGAUAAAAUUCAGGAUUAAAAAUUUUGAAAAUGAAAGUGAUGUGUUACGUUGCGUGAUAGGAAAAUGUGACGGAGUAGCACGGAUGAUUUUGGGGAAAAGCCUAGACAAAAAUUUAAGUUGGUGGAAAACCAAAGAAUGUUUGCAGGAUAAUUUGUGCCCAUGCAGAAUUAAAGAUAUAUUAAAGAGGGAGCAAGUGUACAGUUUUCAAAGGUCAGGGGAAAGUAAGGUGGAGUACGUCACACGUGUUUCUGAUGCGAGUAAAGCCUUGUGUAUAACUUUGUCUAGUGACGAAUUAAUUUAUCUUGUCAUUGAAAACAUGCUACCGGUUCUGCAACAUGAAUGCACUUUAAAUGAUAAGCCUAAAGACGGGGCAUAUAUUAUGCAGUGGGCUAUGGAAGUUGAUAAUUUGUGGUGUGCCUGUCAAGAAUUCUCCAGUAUGGAGGAAAAACGGGAGUUAAAAGUAAAUUUUGCUGGGAAAGUUGUAUGUUACCAUUGUGGAAAAGCGGGGCACGUGAUGAAAGAUUGCGGAGUAAGGCAAUUUCGUGGAAUAAAAGGCAUGACGUGUUUUAAUUGCGGGGUGCUAGGACACGUAGCCGCUAGGUGUGGAGGUGACAAAAAUAAACCUUCAAGGAAAAUAGAAAAAAAAAAAAUCGUAAGGAAUUCAACUGAGGACAAGAGCGUGGGAGAAAGAAUUGAUGAGAGGAAAUAAAGAUCGUAGUAAUUUUCGUAGGUCGUGUUAUUUUGCGGUGACCAUGGGCAUGUGAAAGCUAAUUGUGUGGCGAGGCAAUGAAAUCCUACGUGAGGCGGGGAAAAUUUUUGUUAUUAUUGCCGGGGCAUAGGGCAUAAGAAGUACGCGUGUCAGAUUAAGGAGGAGCAUUGUAUUUGCCAUUUUUGUAAUAAACGGGGGUAUGAUAGCAGUGCCUGUAGGUUUAAGAAGAUAAAAAAAAUACGGAUUUGGAGAUAAACAUGCCUGACGGUUAUUCGCGACGGUAAAAACCUCUGCAUUAAUGUGUUAAUGUAUGAUGAAAAGGUGAGCGCUUUAGUGGACAUGGGUGCGAGUGGUAGUUUUAUAAAUCAAGAUUUCGUGAGUAAAUUGGUAAAUUAAAAAAGGGAACUCCGCCACUUAAUAAGAGUGGGGGAGGAAAUUCAGAUUUGUUUAGCUGACGAGAACAAAAUACCCGUUAAAGUGAAAGUGAAAUUGCAUUAUAAAAUAGAUAAAUUUUCAUGGACUAGAGAUUUUUGGGUAAUUCCGGACCUGACCCAGGAAGUGGUGUUAGGAAUAGAUUUUUUGUCCGAUACGCACGCGGUAAUUGAUUGUAGACGGCGCGAGUUGAAGUUUUUGUUUAAUGACAUGUGUCGGAUUAAACUUGAAAAGAAUACCAAGGGAAAACAAUUUGUGGAGGUAUAGAGGGAAGUAAGGGGUUUUUGGAGGCCGAAAAAAUUAACAUGAUUGAAAAAAUUAUUUCAUAUUUUGAAUAUGUAAUAACAGAAAAGGUGGGGAAAUGCACUGUAAUGCCAUACCAUAUACAACUGACGGACUGUAAUGCCAUACCAUAUACAACUGACGGACUGUAGUCCCAUAAAGUGUGGUCCAUAUCAAUGCGGUCACCCAAAAUAAAAGCCUUUAGAGAAAUAAUACAGAAUUUGGAGGAAGACGAUAUUAUUGUUAAAUCUAAAUCUUUAUUUGCGUCUCCUGCCUUUUUAGUAAAAAAGAAAACUCCAGGGGAAUUUUGUUUGGUUUUGGAUUAUAGGAUUUUGAAUCAACGUAUUAGGCUAGAUCCAUUCCCGUUACCGAAAAUUGAGGUUGUGUUACAGUAUUUGGGGGGGGGGGGGGGGGAAGGUACUUUACCGUGAUAGGUCUGAAUGCGGCUUUUCACCAGUGUGUGCUGGAUAAAGAAAGCAGGGCUUGCACUGGGUGAAAUGGUAGAUUAAGGGAAGUAGGCACUAAUGCAUUUUUGUACGCUUAUUUAUACUGUGUGUAUAACAAUUAUUGUAUUCUUUUCAUUAUAUUUCUAUCAUGUAUGUUGCUAUAUUUUCGUCUAUUUUGAUGUGUUUUAUAUAUAUGUGAUAAUAUAUUGAUAUACUAGAUAUUUGAUUUCAUUUGAAAUUAAUCACUUACGAUUUGUUCUUGUGGUUCUUCGAGCUGUUCUUCAUUAUGUUCUAAAUACGAUGAUGCAUUGGCCAAAUUGUUAACACUUUCAGCCGUUGACACAGCCAAGUCCAAAUUGUCGACGCUUUCAGUCCGUCUUUCAUGGUCACUCAGAAAUUGCAGCAUACCGAAAUACCACAACUGGGGUUUAUAUAUCUCUUCUGUUCCGCUUCCAGACUUCAAUGACUUGUGUACCUAAUAAAGUUACAAUAAUAAAUAAUAUGUAACAAAUUAGCCCUACACUGCAUAGUGUAUCAUUCAUGAUACAACCACUUAUUCAUGGCUCGUCUGCCAUCUAGUGAGAAACAGUUCAACCAUAGAUAGCGUGUUACACGCAGCGUGCCAGCUGGAAGCUAUAGUUCUAAUCCUAAUUGUUAGGUAGCAGCCCAAGUCAUUUUUUUACACUCUUGGGAAAACUGCACGCUUGUUUCUGGAUUUGUCUAUUUAUUUCAUAUUCAACAUUUUUGCAGAGAGAUUACUUCAACGCAGGAAGACUGAUAAAAUUAUACGCGCUUUCGGAAUGAAGCAGAGAAAAAAGACAGGUGUGAUUUUUCCUUCGGAAAGUGAAUCUAGCUUGGGAUUGUCUGAUGAUUCAAAUGCAGACCCAACAUUUCGACUUACAUCAUGCGAAAGUUCUGCUUCAACUGAAUGCAGUGACAGUGAGCAGUAUUCCGAAGAAACUGUAAGCACAUCUGGUCCAAGUACUCCUAAAGGUAACAUUACUGGUAGCCUUCAGCCAACAAAGAAGCAGGUGUCAUUUCCCAGAAAACUUGUCUGGAAGAUCGGUAACUUAGAUGUGCCAGCUUGGUAUGCGGACACAGUUCCAGUGCCUGUAGGAGACUUUUUCAUGAAUUUGGAUACACCUUUCCAGUUUUUCAACUAUUUUUUUGGAGAUGAGAUUUUUGAGAAAAUACUUUCAGAGUCUCAGCACUAUGCCAUCCAAAAAGACCCAAACAAACCUUUAGCGAUAAAUAAGAAUGAAUUGAAAAAGUUUGUUGGAAUUUGUAUUAUCAUGUCAGUGGUUCACUUACCCAACACGAGGUCAUACUGGAAUGCUUCUUUAGGAAACACAAUUAUACAAGAGACCAUGAGCUGCAACAGAUUUGAAAACAUACGUACAAACUUGCACUUUAGUAAUAAUGAAGAUACUGUCCCAUCAGGUCAACCCGGUCAUGAUCGCCUCCACAAAAUAAGACCGGUCAUAAACCAUCUGAAUGCUAAAUUUGCUAGUGUACCAAUGGAGGAAUCACUUUCAUUAGAUGAGCAACUUUGUGCUACGAAAGCUAGGCACUACCUCAAACAAUACAUGCCUAUGAAGCCACAUAAAUGGGGCUAUAAGUUGUUUAUUUUGAGCGGAGUGUCAGGUUUCGCCUAUAAGUUUGAAGUGUAUUCUGGGAUGGAAAAUGAUGAGUCACAAAGGUUGGAGAGUGAACCAGACCUUGGAGCCUGUGCCAAUGUAGUGGUUCGGCUUGGACGAUUGAUUCCCGAGAAAAAAAACCAUAGGCUUUAUUUUGACAAUUAUUUUACAACCCCAGGCCUGAUGGUAUUUUUUGAGAAGAAAGGCAUUCACUGCUUGGGAACUGUGCGCCAAAAUAGGUUGCCUGGAGUGAAAGUUCCAAGUAAGAAAGAACUUCUCAAGAAAGAAAGAGGUUAUUCUUCAGAAUGCGUCACAAGAGUUGAAGAUGUGGAUUUGUCAUGUGUGGUGUGGAAAGACAAUAAAGCUGUGACACUUAUGUCAACAUUUGCAGGGGAAAACCCUAAAUGUAAAGUGUCUAGAUUCGAUAAGAAGAAAAAAGAAAUCAUAGAAGUUGAGUGUCCAAAUGUAGUAAGUAUUUACAACAAACACAUGGGUGGCGUAGAUUUGCUGGAUUCAAUAAUUGGUAGAUACAAGAUAAAGCUACGAUCCAAAAAAAUGGUACAUGAAGCUGUUUUAUCAUUUCUUAGAUUUGACUCUUGUAAACAGCUGGUUGCUAUACAGAAGAGUACUUCAAGAGAAGGGAAUCGACAGUAACAUGGGUCUGAGUGACUUCAGAGAAGAAGUAGCUCUGUCUCUUUGUCGCAUGGGACAAAGCAAUAAUAAAAGAGGAAGACCAAGUCAAGAAUUGGAGAAUGCACUACAAGAGAAGAAGAAAAAAGCAAAUGCUGCACCAGUACCAACUGCAGAUAUAAGAUUGGAUGGAUAUUGUCAUUGGCCAGUCUGGAUGGAUUCUCGACAGCGAUGCAAGAUACCUUCGUGCAAGUCUCUUUCAUACACAAAAUGUGAAAAAUGUCGUGUGCACCUGUGCUACAAGAAAGACAGCAAUUGUUUUAAAAUAUAUCAUACCAGUUAGGAGAAAUGAACAGAAAAUAAUGUGUUUAGUAAGACAGUAAUUUCUGAAUAGUGAUUUCAUGUGAUAUUAUUUAUAUUUUGCACUCAAGAUGCAUGAUGUAUCAUUAAUGAUACAACCAAAAAUUUUGUCAUAUACAUCAUAUGCAUAAACUUUAAUUUUUUUUAAUAUUUUUCUGUUAACUAAACCAUUUUUAACAAUGUAUAUACAUUUUUUCAAAAAUUGUUAGAAAAAUCAUGUAGUGUAGGGUUAAGUUUUAUAUUUAUUCAUAAAAAUAAACUUUAACAUUAAUAUAAUGCAAUUAUUUAGGUAGCCUACUUACUUUUUUGAUUGUAUUUGUGAUUUUAUCAUUUUUAUGUCCGCGUCAGGAUCCUACUUCUUCCAUACUUGUACAAGAGCUUGGUGUCCUUUAUAUUUUAAAUUUUUGUUUCCAUAAACUUCUUUAUUCUUCAACUGCCACAGUGCUGGGUGGGCUCUAUACACUUCAAUAAAUUGUCUUAUCACAUGUUUUGGUACAUUUCUGAUGUCACCUUUAUCACCCUUAUCACCUUCUUCAUUAGGUACAUGCUCCUGUGACUCCAUAUACUCAACUAGCUGCCCGACCCGGCUUCGCACGGCUAUACUAAUGGAAAAAAAUUAAGCCACAUAUCCCAUUUACAGUAAUGGUAAAUUAAAAAAAAUUCAGUGAAAAUUUAUUACAAUGCUGUACAAUGUACGGGAGAGAAAAUGAAAAGCACCGAUGGUUUCCCGACUCGUGCACGCAACGUACAACUGAUGUACCCGUACUUCGCUAUGGCAGUCUAUAGGCAGAUCACUCUUGCGCCGCUCAUUAUACAUGCCCCUCCUUGAGGGUACGCCACUGCCGCGCGAUGCCCUGUCCAUGGAGACGCAGAAGGCAUGAACAAUGCAAAAUCCUGUUCUCAUGCAGACAAAGAACCCACUGUUGCCUGGUUUUAACCACCCAUGGGAUCUAAUUUUCGCAAAAUGUCAUCCUGCGUAACAUAAGGAACAUUACUUUGAAGUUUCAAGUCUGUAAAAUAUAUAUACUUGAAAAAAGGGCAAUAAAAAAACAAAUAAACACAGAGAGAGGAAAAAAAAAAAAA
Molecule: messenger RNA, 6890 nt
Organism: Bacillus rossius redtenbacheri
Lineage: Eukaryota; Metazoa; Arthropoda; Insecta; Phasmatodea; Bacillidae
Product: piggyBac transposable element-derived protein 3-like
Exons: 2
Coding region: 3981-5471 (496 amino acids)
Source: RefSeq, a predicted model, not a curated record